GUUCCAAUUACGUAGCUUCACGUACUGACCCCAGUUCAGUCCUGACUGUCCAAACUUCGCCGAUAUAGACCUGACGUUGGACCGUUUCUAAAUAUCACCCCACAAUGGAGCGAAAAGUUGCUCGAGAAUUUAGACACAAGGUAAGAUACAAACAGUUUUCUUUCUUUUUCUGAUAUUUGAGAAACUCCCCGGCUGUUUCAUAUCUCUUCUUGACUGUUCGUGGCUCAGGUGUUCCUCAGUGGGAUGUACGCAGACGCAGGUCUGUCUAAUGUCCUCGCGGUAGAGAAAUGGAUAAAAUUUGCCAGCCUUUUUUUUGUUUUCGGAUAUUGUUUUGGAGCAAAUUAGUGACUCAGAAGUAUAUUAUUUUUAUUUUCUUCCUGACAUUUCCUUGACUAUUUUAAUUUUAAACAAAAAGUAGAAAUACCUACAUGUUUGUAUUAUGAGCAAGCAGGCUAUGUUGAUGGGCAUCCUCUGUAGGCUAUUUGUCCUUUAAUUUUAAGUUUACCUGGCUUAGGUGAACCACACACAGCUGCAACAUUUUCAUACAAUAAUUAUGGAAAGAAACCAUGCUAUAUCCCCCCUAAUUUAGGCCCAAAUUGUAUGAUAUUUCAUAGCUGGCGUUUGGACAUGACCUGAAAAGGUAACUAUGAGUGAAAGAUAACAAGGAAAGGUAACAUGAUAUGUGCAGGGCGUGUUCAGCCUCAGUGCAUGUGGGGAUCAUCACACAGCCAUCUGUGCUGCACACAGUGAGGCAGGGUCACUUCUAACAAGCUCCUCACAAAGGGCAUCUGAGCAUUAGAUAAUGUGUCAGAGAUGAGCAGCUGAGCGGAAGAGAUGGGACAAUUUACUGUUUUAACAAGAGGCUGAGGGGCCAGCAUGGCACAAUCGAGCUUUGUUCCUUUACAGGACAUCAGUCACUGCAUUUAGUUUUGCAUUUUACUCAAGUUACUGUUUUCACACACACAACUACUUGAUUUUUCCCUUGGGUGUUUGCUUUAUGCACCACAAUCUGUGUGUAUUAAAAUAUUAAAUGUUUAAGUUAAACAUCCUCGAACGAAUUUAAACUCUAAAAAUGGGUGUCUUCUUGACCAGUGAUCCCUGACGUUAUUGGUUUAUGGUGCCAAAGUCUGCACAUCGUUCAGGAUGCGGGAGUGGCUGACUGUGGGUCACUUCCCUAAGGCACAUUUAUGACGGUCAUAAACACACCCUAAUUGCCACUUCACUGCAGUUUCAACGUGAUGCAGUUCUGCAUUUAUGAUAACUAGAUUUGAGUCUUCCACCUGCUGAAACAUAUGUUAUGCAAGUAUUUGAGUUGGUGUAUGGCCAAUAUCUUUGCUUCCUAGAGACAACAACAAAAGUAACAACAGAUUAUAUUGGGUAUAGCAGGGCACAGCAUAGUAUCAUUGCAGAAAAAUACCUCAUAUGGCAAUGACAACCAUAAUAAUGAAACAGUAUGGGACCAAAACUCUUCAAAAGAUAUAAAGUUGGCAACAUAGAUCAGUGGGACCUGAGAGCAUAUAGAUAUACAGAAGAGAAGAGAAUGGGGAUUGAAUCGUGGUGUUUCAAGACCCCCAUCAGUUCAAAACUAUAAUUUGUCCAAAGAUGAACAAUAAUUUUAAAGUAAAAAAGCCAGCAUAAGUGGCUUUUCCAAAGGUUGGGGCAGCUCUGAAUACAAGGUUUUUUAAAAGUCAAACUAAAGCCACUCUCAAAACUAGAGAGAAUCUCUGCCUCAAGACCUGAGCUGUAAGAUUAUUCCUAAAUCGAGAAAUCUGAUAACUGGAAGGUCUACCUCCCUUGAGGCAUUAGUCAGGAGGCUUAUUUUGAUGGUAGGCAAUGAUAACCUUAAGUGAAAAUACUGCAGCUUCAGGGUACUGUAAUAUGAUAAUAGCUCUAAAAUGUAUUAUUUUAAAAUGUCUGGUGCUCUGGGUGAAAAACAACUUAUUUUCCCCAUCACAUACAAUCUAUUUCACUUCCAAACAUUAAGAAUAUUUAGAACAUUAGUUACCAAAUUUAUAAUGUAAAAAAUAAAUAAGUGAUGUAUAGGUUUUCUCUUAAAACAAACACAUACUUUACUACUGCAACUAAUGCCAAGAAUAAUCUCAAUUAUUGUUACUGUAUAUUAAUUCAGUCAUUCAAAUGUUGAUCCACAGGGGACUCACCUAAAAUUUGCUCCUCUGUCUCUGUGGUCAUCUGAUAAAUAAUCCUUUUUUAAUGAUUAAUUAGGUGAGAGUUUAUGAUUGGUUGGCUUGACCAGUAUCUUGUUGAACAGUACAAGCAAGGUAGCAACCAGAGCAGUGAAUAAUGAUACAGUAGCUUUUUAGUGUUGGAUGAAGCUGUUAAUCUCUGUAUAACAUACACAUUCACCUGCUUUCUCUGCUUCUUGUGCACACACCAACCUGAAUCAAAUACCUAAUAAGGCUAAUAUGGUGGUUUACCAUUAUUAACAUCCUUUUUCUUUUACCUUGAAUUUUACCUUGGGGAUGGAGGACAGCUUAAGAUGGAAAACAUUCUUAGAUCUUGAAACACAGACAUUUCCAAACCAUGGUAUAUUUUGAAAUCUGGUAACUGACCCAUGCUGUCCUCCCAUUCUACUUUUAAGUACAGCUGCACUCAGUGAGUGGUAAUGGGGUACCAUGAGCUCUUUUAGAUUUCAUGGUCCCUAACCACAAAUUGUUAAAUUGUUUUUGAUUUUUCAGAAACUAUUGCAGAAAAACUAAUUUGGGUAAAGAAUGAUAUAAAUUCUUAUUUCUUUGGUGCACAUGCAGCUGCAAUUUAGCCAAAGAGUCUCUGGAGAUUAAAUAGAGCUGCCAGGAGAAGUAAUAAUUGCAAGGAGAUUUCUGUCAUAAUUUUUAAAACUGCUUCUUCCUUUUUUAUUUCUAAUUUUAACAAAGUAAAAAAGUCACGAGGACUGCAGCACUUAUCCUGAUCAAACAUGAUUUCCAUAAGAAAAUUAAGUCUUUGUGUGCGAUGGGUGUGUGUGUGUGGAAAUGUUUGGUGUGAACAUUCACCUCUGUUUGCGUCUGGGAUGUAAGAUGACACGACUAACCUUCCUCCUGCAGCCUCUCCUCAGCUGUGCUGCCAUUCUUCCCUCCCAGUGGUUUGAUGCUUAGGGAGGAAAAACACUCCACUACACCUGCUUUAGUCUCAGGAGGAUCAUCAUCCUGACAGCCUAGUUUCAGGCAUCACUUGGAUAAUAAUAAUAAAAAAAAGAAGGUGUGGUUGCAUUUGAAGCCUGCAGAUCAGUUCAGGAAAAUGUGUUAUAUCAGUGAUUGGCCGAAGCGUUUUCUCAAAACGAUUUUGCUGCAUCUGAGCCGCCAUCAGGUUUGUAUGGAUCCAGGGCGCACACAGAUACAGACACACACACAGGUUGCUUACCCCGGGGUGCUGACAGGACAUAAGGAGUGAGGUGAAGUGUGUAUCUGUGAAUUGAGAACAAGGAUGGUUACAGAUGUUUAUGUUUUUUGCAGGUGGAGUUGCUGAUUGAGAAUGAAGCAGAGAAGGAUUACCUGUAUGAUGUUCUCCGGAUGUAUCACCAGUGAGUACAGUCUGUAACUGCUUGGUGUGAUUUCUGUGUGUGUGUGUUUGUGAAUCUUGGGAUGUGUUACUGGACAGAGAGGGAAUGAGGAAGAAAAAGGGAAUAACAGACUUCUGAAGUUUUCUUUUUCUACUCCAUUUCCCCUCUGUCUUAAUAUCAAAUAGGGUCUCUUGUUCUGUUGUAAUGUUCUUAAGUGUAAACAGUGAUGGCUUUGAGUUUUAGGAUGUGGUCCUCUUGCUCCAACUUGAAGGAGUCUAAAAAGAUGUGCAUUUAUUUCUUUGUAUCAUCUCUGAAACUGGCCCUUUUAACAUAAACUGUUUGGUGACAGAAGCUCUCAAUCUUCUGAAAUGUAUUUCCAAUGCACACAGACAUCCACUCAGGACUUGUGUUCUCCAUCAGGGUCUCUGAUAACAGCUCAGUGUCAGAACUUAAGGGAGGAGGUGGUCGAGGAAAAGCUGAAGGUCUAGGUUUCAAGUAAUCUUUGUGCAGAGGCAGAGCUCUGCGGCCCCGCUGGUUAAGCCUCUGAUCAGUUUCCACUGUGCUCCGACAAGCCUGGCCAGGUCCUCACAAAAGCUCUUUUUAUGUUCAUCCUCCAAACAGGCUGAAAUGGCGCUUAUUAAUAAUUCAAGGAGGAGGCCAGGUGGACAGAUUUUAUACAACAGCUCUUACUUUGUUCCUUUAAUUGCUGUUCUAGUUGCCUUUUGUUUUCCUGUGAAUUGUGUGAGAAAGAUGAUCAACUUGUUUUUUUUCCAUCAGAUGGCAAUAGAAUUGUUAUUUGAGGCAAUUGUCGCCCAAAACAGAAAUUGAUGCAGAGCUGGAUGUGAUUUUAGACAUCAGGUGUGUUUAAGGUGUUACGGAUAUGUAGACAAACAGCAUAAAAAGCCAAGACUUGUGGCCAGAUAACAGAAAACUUUUCAAACUCCUUGUAUCUAAUUCAAGUUAGAAGCCAAACCAUAGACUGUAUAUAGAAUGGAUGUUGUCUGCCUCCUUGCUGGGUGAAGAUACCCCGAGAACAGCACCUUCUGGUGACGGGCUGCAGAAUAGGUCAUUAAUCCCGCCUCCUCCAAUAAUCCCUAUGGAGCUGUGGACAAAUUCAGGAAAUUUAUAAGAGAGAAUAUAUUUUUUUCUACACCCUGCUUGUGAUGUUGACAUGUAGUUACUGUAAGACUGGUUUGUGCUCAAGUCCUCUUUUUUCUGUGCAGCUCCAUUUUUAAAAGUUAUUAGGGGGUUCAUGUUUUCUAUGAUUGACACUUGAUACAGCCUAUGGGUGUACAAAGAUUGCGAAGCUCACCGGCGGAAUACGCUGUUUGAGCUGAGCGUCAUCAUAGAGACUCUCUGUGACUCUCCUACCAUAUGUGUACAAUGCUACUGUGUGAGUGGUGGUGCGUACAACACUACUGCACAAUGUUGGUUUUAGGAAGUGAAGAAAAAACACAGAAAUACCAAGCUUUUUUUUUUUUUUUUCCUUCGAAGUAUCAUCAAAAUACAAACAUUAAAGGCACAUUUGCUAUACAUAGAAUAUAAAGUGUUGAACCAGCUAUCUUGAUUAACAAAAGAACAACAAAAAAAAGAAAAGAGAAUAUGAGAGUCUUAUUCUAAGAUAGAAAAUAAGUCUAGUAAAGAAAACAGUUUUAGGGCAUUUUUUAUUUUAUACUGAGAGCUUUUCUGCUUCAAAUCCGUAUACUAGCGAAAGGCGGAACCAAGUUGUCCAUAGUAUAUACAAUCUAUGAGCCAAACUAGUGGCUUUAAGCAAACCACAUCACCAUAAAACUAUGUCCAAAAUGCUUUGUUGGAAAUGUAUGCACUGGGUUUUGACAUAGAAGAACUGUGUGUGCAAUUAAAUAGACAAUAGCUUUUGUUGAGCUGCAUUUUGGCCUGUUUUGAAAACCUCAGUAUAGACUUCAAAAUGGAUGUGCAAGAGUUGUGACUGUAUUCUAAAAGAACUUGAACAAUCGUGUGAUUGCUAAAAACCCUCCAAGAGUCAUUACUGCAAUUGCCCUCCAGAAUGAAGUGGAUAUAACAUUUUGAGUUUGUAAUAAGCUGUUCAGUUAGCAAAACUUGACUUUGCUUAAGCCUAAAAAAUGGUAGUCUCAAAUGUGUCCACCAGAUUUUUAUUCACUAAACUGAACUUCCCCUCAGCCUUUAGAAAUUAUUCAAAAUGACCAAACUCAUACUUAACACCUUCCCUGUCUUCCUCUAGGUCGAUGGAUUUGCAGGUGCUGGUUGGAGACCUGAAGCUGGUCAUCAAUGAACCAAAGCGUCUGCCACUGUUUGACGCCAUUCGACCUCUCAUCCCUCUCAAGCACCAGGUGGAGUAUGAUCUGCUCACCCCCAAGAGAUCACGGUGAGUGGUCAUCAGACAGCACAGACUUUUCCUUCUGCAUUUCACACUCCAUGCUGAAAACGUCUUUGUUUUCCUAAAUUCAGGCUCAUACAGCUGGCUCUUGUCUUGUUUUCAAUCUGUUUCUCUUCCCUCUGUUCAUACAGGAAGCUGAAGGAGGUGCGUUUAGAUCGGACACAUCGUGAUGGCCUGGGUUUGAGUGUCCGAGGGGGGCUGGAGUUUGGCUGUGGUCUCUACAUCUCACAGAUUGUCAAAGAUGGUCAGGCCGGGAAUGUUGGCCUCCAGGUUGUAAAUUGUGCCAGUUUCUACUUUCUGAUAGUUUUUCAUUCCAGUUAUUCUACUCAACUCCUUUGUACAAAACUCUCACAAAAAGAGUAUCACAGACAUUUUUGUACCUAUUUCAAAACCUUCCUGUUAUGUUUACACAAUCGUUCUUUAAACAAGUAUCCUCUCUUUUGUUUUGGGCAAAUAUGCCCCCCAUAUUGGCCUCCCAAUGUGUAAACAUUAUUAUUGGGCUGCAAAUGCAAGGGCUGAUCAUGACUGGCCAGCUAGCUCCCCACUCUGGUUAAAAAUUGAAGCCAGACUGCCUCUUAGCAAUAUUUGGUUUCUCUGAUGGGACAAAAUCUCCUCCAUCUCAUCAAAAACAAGCCUUAAGCACCGACAUAGUGGUUGAAAAAAAUGAUAAUACUGUUGAAUUGGUAGUCCCCAACACCUCUAUUUUUCAAAAGGUGGCUCAAUGAAAUGCUUUCUCCUGCUAAGAUGGAACAGAUCUGUGCCAGCAGAUCAAACUCGCACAGGUAUUUCCUUCAUGUGUGGAAACCUUUUUUUGACAUUGCUAGACAAAAACUAACUGUAAAAAUCCUGACGUUUGCAGCUACCCUGUAUCCCCACUCAGUACAUGCUUCUCUUUGACUGAUUUCUAUCUUAUGUAUAUGGCACGAUCCCACCCAUUUAUUUCUCUCUAUGUUUGUGGCUUUCAGUUUACUAAUUUACAGCUUAUUAUUGCAUCACUGUACGCUCGGUAAGUUCAAAAGGACUACUGUGCAUUUUUAAAUCACUCAUUCACUCAUGUGAAUCAUUUCCAGUGUUGUAGAAGUGAUAAUACCAGUAUCCACUAGGUGGAGUAAAGCAUCACAUUGAUAAAUUUAGAGUCACAGAUUUUAGUUUCUCCCAUUUGGACAAUAAGUCAAAGCUAUAUCCUCUUGUGACCAGUUAAUUGGUUGCCUUAAUAGAUUAGACUCUGACAGACCUGCAAGAAGAGGGGUCGAAAUGUCUCUCUGAUUUGCUCCCAACCCUCCAAAAUAUAUGUAAAUACAUAACAAGGCAAUAGAGAAAGUUAAUUUCAAAUGUAUUUCAAAGUUUAACAUGAUAUUGUCAAAACCUACACUGAUAUAAAGAAAAAUGAGGAAAUGCUGCGGAGCAUCCACAGAUGUCUGUGUGGUGCUUCUUGCCUGUAUUUGAUACAAAUGGCAUCGUGUGCUCACAAUGAAAAAGGCAACAAUAAUCCUAUUUAACAAAAAGUCUUAAUAAAAACAUAUGUCAUAUCAAAUGAAAUAAUACAGUUUUUUAAAAAUUAAUAUUAAGUCCAAAAAUAAUGAUAUAUCGCGAAAAAAAAUUAAAGGAAUUGACAAUUUUCUUGCUUAGCUAGCCAGAGUUAAACAGCAUAAUAAACAAUUUGAUGACUUAUUCAGCAGAAAAACAAAGCGCAUGUGUUCUUAUGUGUACAUGUAAAAUGUUACUGCAUGAACAUGUUAUUGUGGAGGUUUGCAGGCUUAAAAAAUUAAAAAAUCUAUAAUCCAGUAAAAAAUCCGUCAGUUUUUCCAUCUUUGUUGUUCAGCCUCUCUCACUGUUUGAUCUCCUCAGCUCAAAACAUCGGCUGCAUAAAUAACAAAUCAUCCAAAUGUGACUAGACCAAACAAAUCGAUAGAUCAUAUCAGUUGAAAUAUUUUUCAUUGUUGGGCUGCGAUCUGAUAGGAGACACUGAAGAAGAAAGUGUCAUCAUCACUAAUGUCUUAUUCUGCGCUGAUUUAUAGGUUGGUGACGAGAUUGUGCGAAUCAACGGAUACUCCAUUUCCUCCUGUAUCCAUGAGGAAGUCAUCAGUCUCAUCAAAACCAAGAAGAUUGUGUCACUCAAAGUCAGACGUACGUCAAACUCAGAUGCAUUUGUUAUCAGGAGUUAGAUAAGUUAAUGUGACUGUAUCUCUGACAGCCUAGUUGAUUUUGUUUUGUUUUUUCUGUCUGUACAGAUGUGGGGAUGAUCCCAGUGAAAAGGUGAGAUAAUUAAUUCACUGAGACAGCUACACUUGCAUAUUUAGUAUAAAUUUGUAAUAUAGAGGUCACUUUGCACUCAUAAGUCUUUUUUCUACUCUCCAGCUCAUCAGACGAACCCCUUAAGUGGCAGUUUGUGGACCAGUUUGUGUCUGAGUCAGGGGUAAAAGACAGAUUAUUAUUUUUUCUUUGUGACGUUUACUACAUUUCAGAAUUUGUACCAUAUCAACUUUUGUUUUUCAUUGCUGUCUCUUUCUAGGAGAAGAAAAGCAGUGUUGCAGGCUUGGCAUCCAUUGGAGGCAAAGAAAUCAAGGAGAAGAAGGUGUUCCUCAGUCUGGUGGGUACGAAGGGAAUGGGUAUCAGCAUCUCCAGCGGUCCAACAAAGAAACCUGGUAUCUAUAUCAGCAACGUCAAGCCAGGCUCCCUCUCUGCAGAAGUCGGACUAGAGGUUAUUUAUCAAAGUUAUCAGAACAUACAUAUAUACUGAUCAAAUACUUGUAUAACGGCCUUCUUUUAAUGACACGUUUUGAUCCUAAAAUGCAGGUGGGAGACCAGAUUGUGGAGGUGAAUGGGGUGGAUUUCACCAACGCAGACCACAAAGAGGUGAUUUAUGCAGAAUUUUAUUAUGUAUCAUAAAUGGCAACUUUAGACCAAAAUUGUAUUAUUUUCCUCCAAGAUACUAUCUUUUUCAGCUAUGGUACCAGCAAUAAUUUACCCUUUUAUCACUGGUAGCUUUCUUUCUUCAAAUGACUCUAACUGAGCUGCAGAACUAUAGCUUUCAAUAUGAAAUAAAAAGCCCUCCAACCAAAGUGGCUAAUGGAGAAAACAAAGUUAGGAGUUAAUCAUAACUUUAGCCUUUAUAAAUAUGCUUACUAAAUUCUGUGUCCAUUUUUAUACCCUUCAGUUGCAGACAUCUUAAAACCCUGAGGCAUUAAUAGAUUUUUUUGUUGUUGUAUUUACAGGCUGUAAGAGUCUUGAAGAGCAGCAGGAGUCUGACUAUCACUGUCCUAACAGGAGCUGUAAGUACAAAUUUGAACUAUGUUUUUCUGCAUUUAAACGUCAAACCCCAAUUCCAACAGUUAGUACUCAAAAUAUUAAUAAAAGCAGAAAUUGGUGGUUAGCAAAUCUUAAAAACCCAUUAUUUCAUUCAAAAUAACUGUUUAACUGUUUGUGAUUAACUGAACUGUAAGUUCAUUUUUAGUUGGAUGUCAGAAACCCCUUUCAAAAAGUUGGGACUUGGGCAUGUUUAACAUUGUGUUGCAACACCUUUUCCUGAGACAGUUCAUGAAACACAAGUAACAAGGAGGAGUUUUAUACUGGAGUUUUGAAAUUGAACCUCUUUUUCUUGACUAUUUCUGGAUGUCAGCUGCUUGACAGUUUGAGGUUUUGUAUUUUUUUCAAAAUAUCAUGAUGUUCCAAAUGUCAGUGGGUGACAAGCCAAGACCACAGGCAGGCCAGUUGAGCACCAGGCUCUUAUACAACAUAGCAAUGCUGUCGUCAUGCAUGCAUAAUGUGGUUUGACGUUUUCUAGUUCAAAUAUGGAAAAACUUUCCUGAAAAAGUUAAUGUCUCUAAGACUGCAUAUGUUCCUCCAAAAUUGUUCAGGAUUAAUAGUUCCUUCCAAGCAUCCGUCCCACAUCACACGCCAGGAGUGCUUACACAUCCCCGAACCACUGAAAGCAACCAUUUCUUCUUAAGAGCAAAGGAUACGGCACCUAUAAUUUUCAAAAGGACUGUCAAAUUUUCAGAAUCAGAUUUAAAAGUUUUUGCCUGCCAUGAUAAAAAAUUGUCAGACCACUGGAUGGUUUUCCACUUCCCCUUAAUCAAUCUUAAAUGGGCUUGAGCUCUGGAUCAUGUUUCUCCUAUGAAUAGUACCGUUUGAGCCUGCAUCUGUGGAUGCAGCAACAAACUGUGUUCAUAGUUAAUAGACUUAUGGCUGUGAUUUUAAGCAUAUCUAGCGAAUUCUACUGCUGAGACUUGGCAGUACAAUGUUUUUUAUUACUGUGCCGAAAGAGACUAUAGCUGACUUCUAUUGGAUUUUCGCUCAGUCACUUAAUAAGAUUUCAGAUCAGAGAUUUCCCCAGAUUCCCUGAAUUUCUUUUUUAUGGUAUUACGAACUGUAGUUGUUCUUACAGUUCUUACAGAAUGUUGAAUCUUUUCUCAUCUUUACUUAAGAGAGGCUCAACCUCUCUGAAAGGCUUUUUUUCAUACCCAGUCAUGUUAUUAGCCUGGUGCAAAUGAAACUCAUUAGUUCUGAGAUAUUACCCCAUCCUUUUAUUUCAAGCAAUAAGAACUUUCAGUUUCAUCAUUUGACUGGUUGUCUUUGCUCUAUUCCCAUUAAAUAUGGGACUUGAAAACCAUCAACAUCUGUUUUGAUCAACAUUUUACAGACUAUCUCAACUUUUUUUACACUUUUUUGUCAUAAGCAUUUUAUUAAACUCUUAAAUUUUUGCACUUGCAUAAUAGACACAUCCCACUGAGAUGUGUGAAGUUAUCCCAGACUUACUUUGUAUUUUGUCAUUCAAACAUGAUAAACCAUCAUUAAACCCAUCUGAAGUCAAUUUAAAACCUAUAAAUAUGAAAGAGUUCUAAUUGCUGUGUGUGUGAAUUGGUUAUUGGCAUCAUAUAUGAUGUGCCGACAAGUGAAAAUUUAACGUACUGGUCAGUCUCAUCACUUCAAAAGUUCUUUAAAGGAAAUGUGUUUAUCUCAGAAAGUGAAGCAGUUCAGGUAUCAUCAACUGUAAAUGCAAAAAACUAACUCCUACCAUCGCUCCUUUUUUAUUCAUGACCUGCUAAGAUUUAUGCACCAUAUGGUCUUUGAGACAUCACAGGACCCAGCCUAUUUCUCAGUCAGGCUGUUUGGAGAAACUACAAUCAUCAUCAGUCAAGUCACUGGACAGGUUGUUUGCCUCUGUGCUGUUCAGCUGAAGGUGUAGCUGAGAGGAGCAGUCACGUCUCAUUUACAGUUUCCCUUGGUGCCCUUAUAAAGCAUUAGUGUGUAUAUGUGUGUUUGUGUCAGUGUUUAUUUAGCAGCAUAUCCACCAGCAGAGGUUAUUGAAAUACAAGGCUGCUGUGCUGAAUUGAAGCAACUGUGGUUUUCAUGGGGCCAAUAAAUCACAGAAAUUGAAACUAAACUCGUGAACUGUUAUAAAAAUUAAAUCAUGUCUCUUUCCUCCGACACAGACAGAGAGUUAUCUAACAGACACACUACUCCUUAUUCACUUGGAAGCUGGUACAGGCUUGCUGGUAUCCAAAGCCAGAAAGUUUGAGGACCCCUGUUGGACACAAUAUGUCUAAUUAUCUUCUCUGCAUUUUGUUGCCCCCUCAGGGCAGUGAGCUGUUUAUGACUGAUGAAGAGCGUUUGGCAGUGGAGGCUCGCAGGGAGCUGGACCGACAGGAGCUGAUGCAUCAGAAGAGGGUCGCUCUGGAGACGAACAAAAUCCUGAAGGAGCAGCAGGAGAAGGAGCGCCAGUGAGUGUCAAACUGUGUAGUUUGGCAGAAGCACAAAAGACAGAUAUUUGAGGAGCUGAAUGAUGGAGUCAUUGACACUUUUUAGUUUGCGAGCUGGAAAUGGAAGAAAUUGGGUCCUUGGUAGGACAUGUUCAUGAUUCAAAAUAAAAUCAAAACAAAUCACAGCUUAUUAUUCUUACAAGAAACCCAAUAUAUCUGGAAUAACAAGCAUCUGUCAUCUUUGGCUCAUCUUAAAGUCGCUUGAUGCACUCAGUGUUUUGACCUGGUUUGAAAUUAGGUUGAUUUUAUGACAUAGAUGUAAUUUUUAUCUGAAACUCCAGAGAAAAGCACUUUGGCAACAGCAUAUAUACAUUGGCAAACACACACACAAACACAUACAUGAGGGUACAUAUAUAGACAGCAAAGCCAGUUAUACAUGUGAGUCUAGAUGUAUGAUUUCAGUGUCUUAUGGUUUUAUUUUGUUCAUCCUCAAAAUUGAGAUCACUUAGUUUAAAAAACUACAUGAAGCAAGUAAUUGCCCUUCGUUUAUGGGUUAACUGAGCGCAACAGGAACAGUGCCCUUUGGGUUUUUUUGUCCACUUUCAGUAAGAAGACACAUUUUUUUCCUCAUUAUCCAGAGUGCACUGGUUCAUUUGCAGAUAUGUCAGAAACAGUUGAAAACGAGCACAAUCAAGCUAACAACAUGGUCCAAUUAUUAGCUCUGGAGCAUGAAGUCAGUCUGAAGUUGACUCUAAAUACUUCAUUUGCAUCCAGGGUAUUGCAUGGUCGGCUUACAACACACACCAUGACAGGGAAAGGAUUAUAUACAGGUCUUAAGGACGGACAAACAUUUCCUACAUAUGCUGGUACAUAAAUUACAUGAAGGACUUUCCUUUGAACUGCUAUAUGGUACAUCACUGUAUAGAUGUAUUUUUCCCAUACUUAAUCAUCUCCUCACAGUCAUUUGAAAUUCAUACACUGCACUCAAUUUCCUCUGUGCUUUGAUGCCAGCAAUAUCUGCUGAUGAAAUAUGGGGCUGCAUUUCAUUUGUUGCAGGAUGGACGCUCUCAUAGCAGCUAUAAACUGUCCUUGUAUUGAUAGAUUUGUUCUGUAAUAUAUGGUGAUUUAACUGGUAUAUUUUUCAUGUGUUUAACAGGAGACAAAUGGAGAUCUCUCAGAAAACUGCAGAAGAAGAGGAGCGGUACAAGAAGGAGAUGGAGAAGUAAAUCACUAUUUUUUAUUAUCAUUUUUUUUUAAGUCCAUAAAAAGCCAGCUUGUUGGCAUUCUGGGCAUGUGUUAGAGGUCAAUCUCCUGUUUUGUUGGCCCCUGCAGGAUUGAGGCUGUGGAGAGGAAGCAGAACAGAGAGUGGGAGGAGGACUGGGGAGCCAAAGGCAGGCCCAAGAGUCCUAAGAGCCCCCGCACCCCAAAGAGUCCAUCACCUGCCCCUCAGGACAAGAAAACAAGUGCAAAAGCAAAGAGUUCACGUAAGAACACCUGAAUCAAUCCCUUCCUUAAGUGUGUGAAGAGAGCCUCUGUUUGAUUCAGUGCAGACAUUUCCGUUUUCCUCUAAAGUUUUUUAGAAGAAACUCGUGUGUUUUCACUUUCCCUUUCCUCUCUGCAUGUUCUCUUUCUGUCACCUCCCUGUGUGUGCUGUGUCGCUGUUUGUCUCCUCCCCUCUGAAGCUGAUGAAGCCGGUUCCUUCACAGAAGGAGACAAGGAGGAAGAGCAGGACAGACAAGUGAGUCUGGAGCCUCAGCUCUCACAGCUGUCGUAGGAGGAUGUUUGUACACAAAUUCAAGUGCCGGAUUUCCUUUGACAACCAAAAUGAAAAACCGUUGGAGACGACCUUUUCAGAGUCAUUGCAAUUGCUUACAUUAUUUUCUAAAAGCUGCUGGAAAUUACAUACACACAGCUUAAUUCAUCUAAUUUGCAUCAGGAAAACACAGUGUGCAGUUUGAUUUUAAAAGAAGUGAAGGUGUGAAUCUGUUACUCUCAUUUAUCCCUAUGCAUCCUGUGUUGUGGUUCUUUUUUCAGUGUUUGGCGUUUCUUUAAGGUUGUUGUAAAGACCUUUUCAAGGUGACCUGUGUUUAUCUCCAUCUAUAGCUUUUGGCUGGUUUUAUCGAUAUGAGGGGAAACUUCCAUCAUUUCACAAGGUACCGUCAGCUUUCUGAGUUCUUUGUGGUGUUUGGAGUGGCUACAGAUCAGAGAGUGGAAUAGAUCCAUUCUAGCUUUUCACUGGUUUAAGAUCAGACCUUUGUCUUUGUUUUUUUCUGUGGGUUUCACCGUCACACACUGGCUGUUACUCGUGCAUGUCGUGCUGUGGGGUUUUGAAGUGGCAGAUUUGUCUGUCAACUGUUCUUUGUUUUGACUAACUGAUGGCACUUCAGAAAGGAGAGAAAAAGAAGAAGAAGAAGAAAGUGUCCAACACAGACACACUGCAGGAGCUGAGGAAAAACAAGAAGGAGAUGGAGUUUGAGCUGAAACUCGCCAAGGAGAAGGAGGAGAUGUAUGAACGGGAGAAGCAGCUGAAGAUAAAUCGACUGGUCCAGGAGGUAUGGAGAGGAGAGAUUUCAUAAAGUGAACUGUAAGGUAUAUUUGAGUAGAGUUUAUUUUUCUAUCCUGCAUGGCCUCUGUCUUUUAUUAGGUGUCAGAGACGGAGAGAGAGGACCUAGAGGAGUCAGAGAAGGUGCAACACUGGGUAGAGCGUCUUUGUCAGACUCGGCUGGAGCAGAUCUCCUGUGUGGAGAACGAGUCUCCAGAGGUACAAAGUGAAACUGCCUUUGCUAAAACCCCCCUGUAUUCAGAGCUCUUCAGCAGCAUCUUAAAGAGAGCACCUGGCACCUCUGCCUUGUUAAGUCAAAAACCUCAGUUUUCAAACAUGUUUACAAAGACAUCAGCGGUGAGUAGGUGAGUAAGAUAAUGCAGGGCAAUAGAGUUAAGUGCUACUCAGUAGUUUAGAGAGAUUUUCCCCAGCCUCCAGAGCUCAGUGAAAGAGGGAUGUUAAGGUUUAAAUUACUUAUUAGUGGAGAGAGUGUUCCAGUUUUACUAAUGACCAAGUCCUCCUCCAAAAAAUGCACUCAUAAUUGACUCGUUAUUUGCAAGUUAGUAACAUUUAGGGAUUAUAUGAAUGGACAACUCUAUAAAUGCUGUCUGAGGGAGGCUGGAGUUCAGGCUUUUCCUCCUUUAUUCUUCUUACAUAAGAUAAUAAGAAUUACCAAAGAAGAUAAAAGACUCAAGAACCUUUUUUUCUUAAUGUGCAUCAAGUCACACAGCAGCACCUGUAGACCGUGUGUCUGAAUGUGUUUGUGUCACCUGAUGAGUGCUGAAUGUUAAAUUACUCAAUAGGAGUGACACACGAGUCAUUUUUGUUAUUGUUGUUGUUGUGACUUGAAGCUCUCCCCGCCACUCUCACCCGCCUCUGAGCCUAAGGUGAAGCGCUUCCCUGGAGGCUUCCACUUGGCCACCACUGAUCUGGACGACAUAAACCUGGAUGAAGUGGAUCAGAGCCUGAGGGGUCCUCUGAAGAGACUGGCCCCCACUCAGCCCAGCACCAGCCAGCCUCCCCCUCCCUUACCCCUCCCUCCACCCUCACCUAAACUGAACCCCACCAUACCCAACUACUCCCCGCCUUCCUCUCGGGCAGCAGCGCAGCGGCGCCCUCCUUCUCAGCCUGCCGCUGGUAAACCUCCUUCAGCCCCCUCCACCUUGAAAAAUAAAGGGCGUAGGCCCCACCCUCAGCACCACGCUCCCCAACAACCUCGCUUACCUCCCUCGCAUCUCCCUCCUCCCUCUCAGUCCUCUUGGCCUCCCUCCUCCCCUCAGCCUGCUCCUCGGCCACCUCCCCCGCCGCCCCCUCCACCUCCACCUCCUCCGCCUCCUCCUCCACCACCACCCCCACAACACUCAGAGGAUCGAGUAGGAACCUUGAGUGGAUACCGCCAGCAUCACCAGCAUCACCACCAUCAUCUCCAACACCCACCAAGUCCUCCAGAGCGCAGGAGCGAGUGGGAGGCAGGUGGCUAUCUCCCAAGAGGAGGGAUUUACUCAUCAAACACGAGUGAAAUGUCAUACCCAUCAAGCCCAAAGGUCAGACAUGCUCGUGUGAGGGAUGAUUGGGUGGAUUAGUUGAUUUGCUUUUCUUUGCCUUGUGCAGAGAUUUUUUUUCCAUCUAUGGGAAAAAGUUGCAUCAGCACUUAGAAGAAAAAUGUUGGCAGGUGACAAGACUUCAUGCAUUUUCAAGGUUGCAUGACCCCAUUUCUCUUUGAUGCAUAUGUUUUGAGCAUGUUCUGUUUUAUUUAUAGUAAUGUUUUAUGCAUGAGAAUAAAGCAAUUCACAGCAUUAGCAUGACGACAUCAGGCGGCCAUUGAUUUACAAUUUUUUGGUCUAGCUGAGGGAAAUGCAUUCAGAGACACAGUUAAUGUUAUUGAUGUUCGCUUGCAGCUGUGAGGAUUGUUUAAUUGAGUGAACUCUGGCAUGGUGGGUUUUGUUUGCGGUUGGGAUAAAAAAUUGUGUGUGCUGGAAUCUGAGUUAAUCCUAGAGUGUGGUAUUCCUGCAGCGCUCUGUGCAUGCCGGAGGGCAGAAAGAUUUAUUUUAUUUCAAUUUGGCUCAGGUAAUGAGAAAUACCUCCCAUGCCAGCCGAAUUUCCAAUUCAAGUAUGCCCUUGGUGAGUUUUUUUUUUCUGUCUUUUUCAAAUUUGGUAUUAAGUUUUUUAAACUAAACUUUCUCAUUUUAUUAUUUAUACAGUAUUUAUAUAAAUCAAUGCUAGCCAGGACACCAGUUCGCCCACCAAUCAAAUGCUUCAAUUUGUAUCAGCCCCUAAAUAUCAACUGGUUUCAGCUGAUUAACAUGUGAUCACUGUAAACAACAACAACAUUUGGUGCUAGCAAAAAGUGUAAAGCUAUCCCAGGGUUAUGAAAACACUUAAUUUAUCACCAUAAAAGAGUGUUUUUCAAUCCUGCAGAAAAAAAUGAAGCACUGGAAAAUAUUUUGCACUGGUGGUAUUGGAAGUGGUAUCUGGAUCUGAAAAUGGUUUUAAGCGCCACUUUGAGUUCACACAAACCAGAUGCUUUAAUUGAUGGAUUUAUCUGAUGUGAAACAUUUCAAUGCAAACCUUUACUUACCUCUUUCAUGGCUUCUUGGUCUUUCCCAUUAAGCAACUCGCUCCUAGUCCCCCCAACCAGAGGCGUCAAACAGCUCCUGUCAUGUCCAAACCCGUCAUGCUGCCCCAGUCCCAGACCCAUCGCCCAGAUCCACACAGACCUGCAGUCCGCUCUGACGGCCUGGUAUGAACCCCACACACUCCGGUCUCCUCCUUCUGGCACAAAACCUUGAUUUUACUUAAUAAGGUUAUAAAACAUUCAGACAUCUGACACAGCAUGCCAUUAUCAGGGUGGUGGGCUAAUCUCUGCCUCUCUGUCCCAGAGCUGUUACGUUGUCCAGACUCUCCAGCUGUUUCAUAAAAAGAGAUCUGUUGGUUAUUAGAUCACUUAUCAUUUUGACUUCACAGAAUCAAACUUAUAAAACUGGGAACAUUUUUAUAGUUUUCAAUCUGCGUACAUUUCUAAAGUGGCAAUUUCCAGCAACUGUGUUCUUCACAUUAGGAGUCACACAUCCAAGUCUAAGGUACAAAAACACACACUCCUACCAUCAGUCACUAAGUACCUGCACAGCUGUAGGUUAAAUACUUCAUUGAAAGCCCCCCUGACUGUAUAGCUGAGGGAUUUGGAUGACAUAAAACAUGUAUUUCUCCUUUGGCACACAGCUUUAUUAUUCAUGUCUUGAAACACUGCCAUAAAUGUUGUAUUUAAGAAACUAAGUAGGAAAUAUUGAAGAGAAUUGCUGCAGAUUGGAGCAAUUUCUUUGUGGCAAGUCUUGUUUACUUUUUCUUCAGGGACUAUGGUGCACAGUUUACUGCUGUAAAUCCACAAAAUUGCUGUUGUCAGCAUAAAAAUGGACCUUAAGGGGAAAUAAAGGGUUUGCUGUUUCCCACUUUUCACAUGCCAGCCAAUUUUCCUGUCACAUCAAGUUGGGAAGAGCAAGUAUUGUUAUAACACUGCACUCCAGUACAUGGGGUGUCAGAUAUUAAAUGAUGUUUGUCACCAUUUGAACUCUUCUUAACGACUGGAAAAACAAUAGGCAAGAAAACUGGGAUUAAUAUGAAACCAUAGUUCAAGAUAAAACCAACAUGUUUGUUUAUAACCCGUGAACUACUGCUGAGCAACAGAUUAAUCAUUUUUGGUUUUACCCCCAAUAUGUAAGGCCAUCCUUAUGUUAGCUUGGAUUUUAGGCUUUUUUCUGUGUUAUCAUUAAACUGUCAAAAACAGUGAUAUAAGCUUUCAGACAUCUCCCUGAAGAUGGGGCAAAUAAUCAACCAGGUGGCUAAAUGCUCCCGUUGGCAGUGUCUGACUGAAGUUACAGCAUCAUUGGGUACUUUUGAACUCUAGACAUUGCCACACUUCUGAAUAGAUUUCAUCUCUUAAUUGUUUUCAGUCGAGGUAAGAGGCUGUGAAAUAGUUUCAUUUUGUAGCACACUCCUACUACCUGCAACAUAGCAGACAAUUUACUCCUGGAAUGAUGUCUGAGGGAAAGGCUGCAGUAUGGACAUGGCCACUAGUCAGAAUUGUACUCUUUUCCAUCAAAUAAUAUGAGUAAAAAUAAACCAAAUACAAGCAUUGUCUGUUAGUGACAUUGCUUUCUCUCAUUUUUACCGACACAGUUCAACCGUUCCACAUUCACCCACUCCUCAUUGCAAUAUCUGACAAGCAAAUUCUGAAAAAGUAUCAAAGAAAAGUAUUCAACCAGGCCAUUUUUUUCUGUGAAACAGUGUAUUUGAAUACCCACAGGCUACCACUGGAUAACAACUAAAGUCAUCAUCAUCAUUCCUAUUGUACGUGAAUGUUUGAUAAAUCAAUACAAAGUGUUAGCCAAUGCUAAGACCCACAAUAAACUCUUGGAGUAAUAUUUUUCACUGAUGUGAGUAACAAUUUUAUUGACCUUAUUUUGAAAUCAAGCAACUCAUUUGAUAUUCCACAGCUAACAUUUAGCAUUCAUUUGAACGCUAGGAAUUCUUAUAGUGUGGUAAUAAUCAAUACUUGUUAUUGGUACAACAUUAUUUUACAGUAAAGUCAGCAAUGAAUAAGAUCUCAUGUCUCUCCAGAUGUUCACUACCCAGUUGUCUAUUCAGUUGAUGAUCAAGGUUCAUAUGGUGAUGGAGUCGAAACAAACUCUACUCUACAUCACAAAUGGGACAGAAAAUAUUUCCAGGAUGAGAGUACAUUUGUUCUGUUUUUUAAAUAUGUUUGUUCAAGCUGUUACCUGGUCUGCUUUUUUCAGCCUCCAGAAAUGCUGAAACGGAUGGUGCCUUUCAACUCAUCAUUUAAAUCGAACACCAAACGACAAGUAAUCCAUACUUAUCACCACCUCCCUUAAUUAAUUACAACACUGAGUGCUCUCCCUCCUGUUUCCCUCUUCACUUUUGCUCUCCAGCUCACACAUCAGGUUGACUGGAGCCUGAGUGAUGGCUCUCCUUUUACUUUGUCGGUUUAUCCUCUCCGCUGACUUCAUUGCUGCCUUUAGGUCCAGCUGUGCGGUUUAAGCAUGACUGCACUUUCAUUGAUUCAUAGCGCUCAGUUGUAUUGUGGACAUAUGGUGUGGGACUGAAUGCCACAGAGUUGUGGUCUCAGUGCUGAUUGGUUGAUUUUGAUGUUUACUGAAAACAGAUGUUUGCGUUUACUCUGAGGACUGUUGUUUUUCUGUUACCCUUCACUCUCUUUAAAUUGUCAGUGUGAUUUGAUUUACUGUUUCCAUCAUAGAUAAAGCACAAUUCAUGGUCUUGUUUGGUCUGCUGUCUGCGACCAUGAUAAAUAAAGAUAUGCAGGAGCUCAUUUCUUAUUUUCAUUGUUAAGUGUUUGCACAACAGGAAAUAAACACUUAGAUUAAUUUGUGUUUUCUUCCCUUGAGAUGAAACAUCCCUGUGCACUCAUGUUUAUUAAUUUUGUCCUGAGGUUUUAAAACGACUCUGGCUGUCUCCAUGGUUUCCCAUUUAUUCAAGAGGGCAUUAACUCUCACUUAGAAAUGGUUGUCAAAGGAAAUGUCACCUGCACUCUGAAGUGUCAUUAACAGAUUUUGUAGGGUUUGUAUUCACUCCAUGUCCUGUUCUCUGACUCAGAACGCACAUAUUGAAAAGUUUUAAUGAGACAAAUGUUGAUUCUCUUUCAGGGAUUUCAGAAAUAUGAGGAAGAAUUCGAUCCCUACUCCAUGGUAUUGUAUGCCUGAUCAAACCAAAACUGCAUGUCUGCCUCUUUCACAUGAGGGUUAACUAUCCUUAAGAGCUUAUGCUGUUUAAUGUGGCUUAAAAUAUGCAGCUGCAACAAAGGAAUGAAAUUUAACAUCUAUAAACUAACAAACAAUUACUCAAUAUAGUAACACUGGGACUACUUUUAGUUAGAUCAGCUAGUUUUUGAAUAUGUUUAGAGAAGGAAGUUAUUCUUCAUGUUGACAUCUCUAUUAGAUCUCAAACUUAAUGGAGUGUUUUCUACUUUAUUCUCUUUUCUUCCUUCAAUGCUCACUCUCUGUAAAUAGUUUUCUGCAGAUCAGAUAGACGGGCGAGAUGUGAGACUGCUGAGAAUCAAAAAGGUACCCUAAGAUAACUCUGUUUAUUGACGAGAGGAAUCUCACUCAAUACCGUUGGGCUUAGCUGUUCUGAAACAUGACUUAUAAGGUUGAUGUUUUUGUUUAUUUCUCAUUAGGUUGGACAUCUUGAUAUUGCUCUGGAGGGAGGUGCAGACUCUCCUUUGGGGAAGUUGGUAGUGUCGUCUGUGUACGAGGGCGGCGCUGCAGAUAAGCACGGUCAGUCCCUUUUUUAUUCUCAAUGCUUUUUCAAGCCAGAAUAAAUUGCCAUGUCACACACGAAAAUAGCCAGUGUGGAAAAAAGUCAAUCUUAUUAUUUUUGGCUUUUUGUAGAUCAAAAAAAUAAAUAAAUACGCAUUCGUAAUAUUAUUGAGAUUAUUUGGCCUUCGUGAAAUUCUUUGUAGGAGUUGCAGUGACAGCAUGACAAAUUUAAAUGUGUUUUUAAAACUUAAAGCUGUAAGUAUUCUCAGUAGUCCAGUUCAAGCAAAAUUGAAAUAUUUUACAGUUCAGCAAGGUUAGCAAGAUACCACAGGAUUUACUCCAGGACUGUUCGACCAUGUCUCAGUCCAGUUACUUAAACUGAACCCCAAACAUCCUUUUUACAUUGCAAACCUACGUUAUAUCUAGAUUCUCAUUUCGCUGUGUCUGUGAAGGGAAAGAGCUGUACAAAUAAACAGAAAACCAUGAUUAAUGAUUUAUCUUUGCCUUUAUUUGAACCUCAUUAUGACAGUGGUAAUAUGGUCUUCACGCUGAACAUAUGCAGAACCACUAAGAACAUGUUCUGUGAAUAAUCAGGUGUUGAUUGGGGGACUUCUCCCCCACUGCAACUGUUUAACAUUUAAUGUUUAACUACAACGGUGUCUGAUAUAUAUGUGUGUGUGUUUGUAGGUGGCAUCGUACCCGGGGAUGAACUCAUGGCUGUGAAUGGGAAGAUCCUGAUCAAUGCCACACUGACUGAGGGACAGAACUCUCUGGCUCGAGCCUGGAACAGUGGAGGGGUAGGAGCAUUGGAACAUUGCAAUUAGUUUCUAAGAGGUUGCAUAUCAUUACACGGGUGCAGCUGGGCUCUUUUAUUGACUUGAGUUAAACUCCAUCAACCAUGAUUAAGUGUAUAUGCUUGUUGUUUUCAUGUUCUGACUUACAGAUUUAGUCACGCUGCUUGAACUCAUUAUUCUUAUUGAUUUAGUAAAACACAAAAUAAAGUGACUUGUUUUCCCCCUCAGGACUGGAUCGAUGUUGUGAUUACAGUUUCCCCUCCGAAAGAUUAUGACGACGAAGUGUAAGCAUAUCUGUUUCUUAUCAGAGCAUGGAGCACAUGAUAUCGGAAAUACAUCAAGUAUAAUAUUUUAAAAAUGCACAUGUGAAGAUUUUUUUUUGACAAUUCAGGCCAGAGUAGUAGUCUUCAGUGAGUGACUGUGUGUGUGUGCAUUUGUAUGCAGCCCUAAGUCAGCAUCAGUCAGUCCCGCUGUGAACAGAAAGGUGUUUGAAGGCAGUGCAACUCUGUACAGACAUGGCUACCUGCUUCAGCACUAGUCCGUCCUUUCCUACUACUUCACCUUCGUCCUGGUAAUUCACCUAAACUCCUCCUCUACCUCAUUGCACGUCUCAGAGGGGAUGUUUGGUGUGCCGUUUGGUUUUUUUUUGUUUGGCCCCUUUUCUUAUUAAGCACAUGUGACAGAGUCCUUCUUAAUCAGGAGAAAGCAAAUGAGCACAUUGGUUUCAUAUUUCCGCCUCUCACCUUCCUCAGAUGGUGAGAUAUAUGGAACACUGUUGUAGGAUGACUGUUUUCAUAAAACAAUUAAUGUGUUCAUCAUGUACAAUAUUCAGAUCUCCUUUUUCCAUAUGUAUGUCAAGAGUGUGUGUCUUUAUUGCUAAAGCAUGUGCUCUUCAGUAAUGCUGCCAGGCCCCCAGGAUGAAGAGUUUUACAACUAAUGUGAUCAGUGACCCACCACAGCAUAUAUCUGCCAAGCCCUGACCCACUGAGCCAUUUAUAAACACAUACGCACAUGUUCAGCCUCUGUGGUAUUGUCAUAUGUCCACAGGUCAUGGGCGCUCAUGAAAGCAGCCAGGGACUCCUGCCAGCCUUCAGCAGUGUUUCUGAUUGAUGUUGUUCAAAGGGGCUGUUACAUGUUUCUGACAUACAUACACACUUAACGUCACAGCAGAGAGAGCUGUAGAAAGGAUUCCUCUGCUGCUGGUGCUGCAGUCAAAUGUAUAUGAUCUUAUGGGUUGAAUCAGGCUUUGUUGCAGGGAUGAUGUAAUAAAGCGAAACAGACAAAUGCAGACAGUUUGCUGAGUUAAGGGAAAAGUAAUCUUGGGCUUCAUAACCUUAUUUUAAAACUCACCUGCAUGUGUGUGGGAGUGUUGUCUUUAAUGUGCAGUGACUGAAGCAUGCACAUGGUAAAUACAGGUUUUCUGCUGUGGUGUGUUCCCACCUGAAGUUGCAAGAACUUUUACUUCCUGAAGCAACUUUCCAAAGGAUUAAAAAAAGUGAAAAAGUCCCAUUUUGACUAGUAAGAUGCUGGUUUCAGUCCUUUCCUGAGCACUCUACACUGGCAAGGGACAUUUGUGCAGAGCCCUUCCUCCUUAAAAGCACAGUGUGUAGUCAUUUUAGGUAGUUACCAGACCAGGCUUGGUUGAAAUAGAAUAUAGUACUCAUAAAUGUACUUAACCUUUGUACCUGAAUAUACCUGUUUUUGUUAGAAUGUGCCACACUGAGUGGGUCCCUUCCCAUAGUGGCCACUUUCUUCAACUGCCAUGUUCCUACAGUAGCACAGAGCAGACUAAAAAUAUGCCAGGCGUGUUCUUGCAUUCAGCGGGUAGCUACUCAAACUGCAUUGGUUUGGAGACAAAUAUAAGAGUGAUUGUUGUUGUGCACAAAAGUUUUAUUGGUAGAAGUUUUGGCAAUAAAACCUUGAUGAAUAGAGCGUCUUACAUGUCAUGCAUCACAUGAGUUUUUGUCCCUCAAAGGCCUGAAUAUAACCCUUAUUGAUCACUAUUCACGUUUCUACACACUGUACCUUUAAGCUCCUGUCCCUUGUGUAAAAUCCUUGUUGUAAAGAUGCAGUUUAAAAUAUAAAGCAGGUUCAGCUACUUUUAUUUACUUCUAUAAAGCUAAAUGUUCUUUGGUGCAACAUUAAUCUCCAUAAAAUACAUGAAAUCUGUUUGUUUUUUCUUGCAGAACUUUCUUCUAGACUCAUAAACACCCGACAAAGAAAACCAGACUGAUGAUGCCAGAGUUUUCUUGGUACACAUUUUCUCCAUCAUGAUGAAAUAAAUCAUUUUUCCUGACAUGUUUUCCUAUAAAAAAUAGACAGAUAUUCAUUCAUUGUUUCUUUCUGGUCAUAAAGCCUUGAUGUUAACUUUAACGAGCACUCUCAGUAUCUUGUCUUGCUAAGAUGAUCUAGCCAUGUGUCCUGUAAUCAUCUCUUAUCUAUUGUAAGCCUGAACAUCCUUAUUGUUUUUAGAUACAAACAGCUAUUCUGACCUUUCCCUGUGUGUCUCACUGUGUCUCAUCCCUCAGUGCAUCAAUAAAGGCAGAGUAAAAACAAUGUAAUCAAUAGCAGCUCUGUAAUCUGCCUUAAAAGGGUCCAAUAAACAUUCUGCUCACACUCAG
Molecule: messenger RNA, 23837 nt
Organism: Xyrichtys novacula (pearly razorfish)
Lineage: Eukaryota; Metazoa; Chordata; Actinopteri; Labriformes; Labridae
Source: the annotation of a GenBank genome assembly